Psylliodes chrysocephalus is the source of this 873-nucleotide messenger RNA. NCBI's taxonomy places the organism in Eukaryota, Metazoa, Arthropoda, Insecta, Coleoptera, Chrysomelidae. The record is from the annotation of a GenBank genome assembly.
GUCACGCACGGUAUAAAACCACUAACAAAUUUUGAAGGAUCAUCAGUUCGUUUUUGCCAACAGAUGUGCAACGUGACAAUGAAAAUCAUAGUGUUAGUGUUGUUUAUUGUGUUCGGUACUUAUGCAGAAGACAGUUACGAAAGUACCGGUUUACGGUUAGCGUUAAAAAUUUACGACGAUUGUUUGAAAUCAGAUGGAUUAUCGCCGUGUUUAAAGAAGAAAGCCAUCACUUUCCUCGACAGAUUGGGCCGUAUGGAUAAACUUUCCCUUUCUGACGGAAUUGUAGUUCAAAAAACCGAUGACGCAACCAAAGAUGGACCGGCUAUUACCGAAGAAAAAUUAGAUCAAAUUCUACCGCGAUCUUCUGAUGCUAAAGAUGCAGCCCUCACCGAUAUGCUUAUGGACAAAAUAAGCAACUUUAUUGGAUCCAGAUCGAUUGAACUCGCUUUACCGAAAAUUCCUGCAGCAGAAUUUAUAGAAGAAGCGCGCAAAAAAGGCGGUGGAGGAGGAGGAAAGAAGGGUGGAAAGAAAGGUAUGAUGAAUGGUAUGAUGAUGAUGAUAGGAGCCAAAUUAGCAGCUCUAAUUCCUAUAAAACUAGCUGCUCUAUUCCUGCUGGCGAAAAAAGCCCUUAUUAUAGCUAAGAUUGCUUUACUUAUAUCUGGAAUUAUCGCUAUCAAGAAAUUGCUCGGAUCCAAACAAGGAGGCGGCGGUGGUGGAGGACAUGGAGGCGGCUGGCAGUCGGGAGGUGGUGGAGGCGGAUGGCAAUCUGGAGGCGGCGGCGGCGGGGGCUGGCAAUCCAGUGGAGGUGGCUGGGAUAAAAGGUCCUACGAUGAAGCGCAAAAUUUAGCUUACAAUGCACAUAGUCCAAAAUAA